Molecule: messenger RNA, 9049 nt
Organism: Periophthalmus magnuspinnatus
Lineage: Eukaryota; Metazoa; Chordata; Actinopteri; Gobiiformes; Gobiidae
Gene: sos2
Product: son of sevenless homolog 2 (Drosophila)
Exons: 23
Coding region: 764-4768 (1334 amino acids)
Biological process (GO): positive regulation of GTPase activity; Ras protein signal transduction
Cellular component (GO): plasma membrane
Molecular function (GO): guanyl-nucleotide exchange factor activity; protein heterodimerization activity
Source: RefSeq, a predicted model, not a curated record
CAGCGCAGAGGGAGACACCGAGUGGAACAUCUCCUUUACCCCAAAAACAGCGCUGCUGCCGGGCUGCUGUGGCCGCUCUCCUCCCGGACCCCGGAACUGCCUCUUUGGGGGGAUUUACGGGAUUUACCUGCGCAUCCGACCGCUCUGGGAAAAUGACUAAAUGUGAAGCAAACGGCGCCGGAGAAAGUGUGCCUUGUUUGGAUCUAAACGGGUCGUGUGCCACAACAUAAAACUCACCAAGGCCAGAGCGAGCCUGGAGUUAGCAUUAGCUAGUUAGUUAGCUCGUUAGCUAACCUCACAGUCUGCUGAUCUUACAGGUGUUUGCCACAAAAGAACCAAACACAGCUUCUAGGUGUGGUUAAAGACAGUUCAAUUCAGAUGUCUCAACUUUUUCUUGACGUGAAUGUGCCUGUUCUACGCGUUUAGCAAGAAUCUAGGAUAAAACGUAGCAACAUUAUUAUUAGCUAUUAGCGCUCCACCUAGCAUUCAAUUAGCUUGUUUACAGCAGGCUAGCCGCAUUAGCCCAGGAGCUAGCGCCGUAACUUUAUCGCUACAUGUGCUUAUUUACCUAUGUAGCUGGGCUUUGCGGGGACUGACUCGACACGAACUCGCCCGUGGGCUUCUGGGAUCAUUUUGUUUGCUGCUAAGUGUGUCGAUUUUGCGCGGCGCUUGUCCUGGACUGACCCACCCACAGGACUCUCCACCCGGGGCCGAUGCUGACAGAUCAGCCCGGAGCACGGCCACGCCAGGAGCCGCUACAGCCAUGCAGCCCCAGCAGAUCUACGACUUUUCCAGUGACGAGAACAGUCACAAAUGGAGAGGCCUCUUCGUGCAAGCUUUACGAAAGGUGCAGAAGCAGGUACAUCCAAACCUGCAGGCAAAGGAGGACGCUCUACAGCACAUCGAGGAGCUGAUCCUACAACUGCUCAACAUGCUGUGUGUGGCCCAACCCCGAUCUGUGCAGGACGUGGAGGAGAGGGUGCAGAAGACCUUCCCUCAUCCCAUCGAUAAGUGGGCCAUUGCAGACGCUCAAUCGGCCAUCGAGAAACGCAAACGGAGGAACCCUCUGCUGCUCCCUGUGGACAAGAUCCACCCUCUGCUCAAGGAGGUGUUGGGGUACAGAGUGGAUUACCAUGUCUCUCUCUACAUCGUGGCCGUACUCGAGUACAUAUCCGCAGAUAUCCUCAAACUCGCGGGGAAUUAUGUGGGAAAUAUUCGUCACUACGAGAUCAGCCAACAGGACAUCAAGGUGUCCAUGUGCGCCGACAAGGUGCUCAUGGACAUGUUCGAUCAGGAAGAGGACAUCGGGCUCAUGUCACAGGGCCCAGAGGAGCCGUCGUCUUCGGGGGAGCUGACCUACGAUGACCUGGUGCGACUGGAGAUAGCAGAGGAGCGUCAGUAUCUCCGAGAACUCGACCUUAUCAUCAAAGUGUUCCGACAUCACUUCCUGUCCAACCCCAAGAUCUUCGCGCCACAGGACGUGGAGGUGAUCUUCAGUAACAUCCUGGACAUUCAUGAGCUCACGGUCAAACUGUUGGGUCUGAUCGAGGACGCCGUGGAGAUGACGGCCGACGGGAGCCCACAUCCUCUGGUCGGGAGCUGCUUCGAAGAUCUGGCUGAGGAGCAGGCGUUUGACCCAUACGAGACGUUAUCCCAGGACAUUCUCAAUAAAGACUUUCACGAGCACUUCAAUAACCUCAUGUCCCGCUCUACUGUUGGACUCUACUUCCAGUCGGUGGCAGAGGGAUUCAAAGAGGCCGUGCAGUACGUCCUUCCUCAGCUCAUGAUGGUCCCGGUCUAUCACUGCAUGCACUACUUCGAGCUUCUACAGCAACUCCAGGAGCGCAGUGAGGAUGAGGACGAUCGCGAGUGUCUGAAACAGGCCAUAACAGCUCUGAUUAACCUCCAGUGCAGCGUCGACCGAAUCUAUGCCAAACAUCAACCCAGACGCAAACCCGGCGAGCCUAUGUAUCGCUUAUACAGUCGUCAGGUGCGCUCCAAACAGCUGGCCAUCAAACGAAUGAACGAGAUCCAAAAGAGCAUUGACGGCUGGGAGGGCAAAGACAUCGGGCAGUGCUGCAGCGAAUUCAUCCUGGAGGGUCCCUUGAUCCGCGCUGGCGCCAAACACGAACGCCACAACUUCUUGUUCGACGGUCUAAUGAUCAGCUGCAAGGCCAAUCAGAGCUCUCGACUCCCUGGAUCAGGAAGUGGCGCCGAGUACCGACUCAAGGAGAAAUUUGUGUUACGAAAAAUCCGAAUUGUAGACCGGGAGGAUACGUCGGACCUUAAACAUGCUUUCGAAUUGGUUGGGAAGGAUGAAAACUGUGCGGUGUUUUGUGCUCGGACAGCAGAAGAGAAGGCGGCAUGGAUGGCGGCGCUUGUGACGCUGCAGUAUCGAUCGACGCUGGACCGGAUGCUGGAUACGGUUUUGCAGCACGAGGAGCAGGCACACCCACUUAGACUGCCCUCUCCGGAAGUCUAUAUAUUCGCAAUGCAGGACAGUGAGGAGAAUAUUGUGUUUGAAGAUAAGGUCCAAAGCAAAACUGGGAUUCCCAUCAUCAAAGCAGGAACUGUGGACAAACUGAUAGAGAGACUCACCUACCACAUGUAUGCAGAUCCUAACUUCGUCAGGACGUUUCUGACCACGUAUCGGUCAUUCUGCAAACCACAGGACCUGCUCUCACUUCUAAUAGACAGGAUUGAGAUUCCAGAGCCGGAGCCCACAGAAGAGGACCGCCAGGCUCUGUGGAACGGCGACCAGCCGAUGGCCGCCGAGCUGCAGAGGUUCAGGAAGGAGUACGUUCAACCGGUACAGCUCAGAGUCCUGAAUGUUUUUCGACAGUGGGUGGAACAUCAUUUUUAUGAUUUCGAGAAUGACCCAGAGCUGAGGAGCAAGCUAGAGGAGUACAUCACCAGCAAAAUACAACUCAGAGGAAAGUCUAUGAGGAAGUGGGUGGAGUCCAUUAAUAAGAUCAUAAAGAGGAAGUUGCAGACACAGUCAAACGGAGUGAGCCAUAACAUCACGUUUGAGAGCCCGCCCCCUCCCAUCGAGUGGCACCUGUGUCGCGCAGGACAAACUGACGCCUUUGACCUGCUUACUCUGCACCCCAUUGAGAUUGCACGCCAGCUCACCCUACUCGAGUCUGAGCUCUACAGAGCGGUGCGUCCCUCGGAGUUGGUUGGCAGUGUUUGGACCAAAGAAGAUAAAGAAAAGAACUCUCCAAAUCUGCUCCGAAUGAUCCGCCACACCACCAACCUCACGCUCUGGUUUGAAAAGUGUAUAGUGGAGAUGAUGAACUUGGAGGAGCGUGUGGCCGUCAUGACUCGGAUCAUCGAGAUUCUGCAGGUUUUUCAGGAGCUCAAUAAUUUCAAUGGAGUUUUGGAGGUCGUCAGCGCCAUCAACUCUGUUCCUGUCUACAGGCUCGAUCACACUUUUGAGGCGAUCCCCGAGAGAAAGAAGAAAGUUCUGGAGGAGGCCGUGGAGCUGAGCCAGGACCAUUUUAAGAAAUAUUUGGCAAAACUCAAGUCAAUAAACCCACCCUGUGUGCCUUUCUUUGGAAUCUAUUUAACCAACAUCCUGAAGACGGAGGAGGGGAACCCCGAUUUUCUCAAACGCCACGGAAAAGAACUCAUCAACUUCAGCAAAAGACGGAAAGUGGCCGAAAUCACAGGAGAGAUCCAACAGUACCAGAACCAGCCGUACUGCCUCAAAGUGGAGCAAGACAUUAGGAGGUUCUUUGAAAACUUGAAUCCGAUGGGGAACAGAGGAGAGAAGGAGUUUGCAGAUUAUCUCUUCAACAUGUCUCUGGAGAUCGAGCCUCGAAACAGCAGGCAGCCUCCACGAUUCCCCAGAAAGACGGUGUACUCUCUGAAGUCUCCUGGUAUCAGGCCUGUUCGCACCUCGACCUCUGGUACUGUGAAAGGCCAUCCGGUCCCACUGGAGAGAGAGCCUCCUCAUAAGAUUACAUUUAGGAGCAUUGCAGAGACAGAGCAGGAACCCCCAACCUCUGCCUCUGUGCCCACGAGCCCAAACACUCCCACUCCCCCACAGUCUGCAUCCUCAGACCUCAGCAGUGUCUUUAUGGAGCACGAUCUCAGCAGCUCAUAUGGAGCAGGCAGUAACUCUAUAUUCGCUCCGGUUCUUCUGCCGCCAUCCAAAUUUCAGUCUGUGUCAUGUGGGAGCCUCCAUCAGCUCGGAGAGGAGCCUCUGAAACCUCCUCCUCUGCCCCCGAGGAGGAAGGACGCUCUGUCAGAGGCAAAGAUGGGUGCUGGCUCGGAUAACCCUCCCGCUAUCCCUCCUCGGCUGCCCCCUCCUCUUCCUCGCACCCAGCCUCGCGGCCCAUACAACGGCCCUCUGCCAGUGGAUGGACCCUUACCCAGCCCCCCUCCCCCUCCACCCCGCGACCCCAUGCCCGAUACUCCCCCUCCAGUACCCCAACGCCCGCCAGAAAUCUUCAUCAACUACCCCCUCAACCUCCAGCCCUCCCCGGUCGGACGCUACCAUUGGGAUUUCGGCAACAGUUCACCAAGUUCGCCCAACACGCCGCCAAGCACGCCAUCGCCACGGGUACCGCGUCGGAGCUGCCCGCUAAGUGCUAGCCAAAACAGUUUGUGCUCAUUGCCGCCAAUCGCUGCUCCACCUGUACCCCCGCGGCACAACUCCAGUCCGCAGCUACCCAAACUACCACCAAAGACCUACAAACGAGAGCUGUUGCCCCCACCCCUCCAAGGCCUCUCAUUGGUGGAGAACACAGAGAGCAGCCAAUAGGGACGCGGCAAAACCAGGAAGUGGUGAUUGCAUGGGUAAUUAGCAUAGUUAGUUUGCCUGUCUCGAAUCGCUGUAAAACAUGAGUGUACAUUGUCGUUUAAGUAGUUUAUGUGCAAAAUUAAGAAAAAUCUUCCAUUAUAUUGUAUUAGACUUUACCUUAAAGUCUUAAUAUAUUACACAUAUUGGUAGUUGGUCAAAAAUUGCUAAUACACUAUAUACACUAUUUUUCAUAAUUUGUUGUAUAAGGCUGCAAAGUUCCUGACACUGUAGUUUCUAACCUCUACAAACAUGUUCUGAAAGGCAUGGGAUUCUUGCAUUAGUUUAGCAGUUCAUAUUUCAGUAUUCUCUCAAAUGUUAAAAUAUAGCACAUAAGCUAGCUAAUUAAAUUGCAAUUUUGUACAUCAAGUUUGCAGCAGAUUCAAGAUGGUUAAGCCAGAUUUCAAAGUUAAUUCCCAGUGCAUUACCCACCAAGCAAGUGUUUGUAAAUUUCAAACUUAAAGCUACUGAUCAUUGGGGGAAAAAAAUAUAUAUAUUGAAAAGGACGCUUCCUCAUUGGCCCGUCUUAGUCCCACCCACCUCUUCCAUCUCUUCUGUCAUUCGCUGUGCCUCUCAGGGGAUCAGUAGCUCCGCCUUCUUCACGACCCUCUGUGCCAAUGAGAAUGAGACACACCGGAGUGCCAGCCAAUCACCAUCGAGCAUGAUUCAAAGAGGCGUAGUCAAAAAAGCAAGAUGGCUGCCGUUCAAAGCACUCGAUAAAGACAUAAAUAGUUGAAGGAUUGGGUGUAGUUUAUGUAUUUAUUGUAAUAAAUGGGAGUGGUAUUUGAACAUUUGGAGAAGCAAAAAUAUUUUAAAAGCAGUUACCCAAAUAAAAAAAAAAAGUUAUAGCUUAUUAUAAUUUGAAAUCAGUUGAUUAAAAUGCACUUAGUAAUUUUAUUCCACAUGGUUGUAGAAGCCAUGUUUUUUCUAUUUCUCCAAGUAUCCAUCUUCAUGCCAAGUACAAAACCAAGAACAAAAACAAGGGACUGAACCAGGACUAAAAACAGAUCUGAACCAGGGAUUAAAUCUUGUUUAACAGGUCUAAACAAGAAUAAAACCAGAUUCUUAAAUAGGAUUAAACCAGGUCUAAACCAGGUCUAAACCAGGUCUAAACCAGGUCUAAACCAGGUCUAAACCAGGCCUAAACCAGGCCUAAACCAGGACUACAUCAGAUCUAAAGGAGGACUUAACAAGCUCUAAACCAGGACUAAACUAGGUCUAAACCAGGACUAAAAUGGAUCUUCUCCCACCACUUCUAUUUAUUACAAUAAACAUUUCGACUUACCCUCUCUUAACCAGAAGCAUUAUUCAAAACCCCAUUUGUUCUGAAUCGAAAAAACAAAACUUUUUGAAUGUUUGACUAAAAAGGGGGCAUCGGACUUUCUCUCUGUAGCCUCAACUUGUCAACUGCUUUAUUUUGGGGCAUUGACAUCAGUUUGGUCCCAUUCACACUAGACUUUUGAACUUGGAAGAUAUUUUGUGUGAUCGGAAGACAUUUGUAUUGAAUAAACUAUCGCCAAAGUCUUAUUUUAUGCAGGGGGAUAAGGGAUUUUUGAUUUUGUUUUUUAACGUUGUUACCGAGGCGACACUGAAUCCCCCUAUUAUGAACCUGAUCUACUUUCACUGUGAUUGUCAAAGAUUAUGGUCCGCGAAAUAAUAAUGUUGCCUUUAAAACACAAGAGGGGAGAAAUAGCCAGGGGACUUCUUCUUUGCACAUUUGAAUGAAAAAAACAAACUCUGCGAAAAUAUUAUACAAGAAGAAAUAUCUGCAAUGAUACAACAUAAAGAUGGAGAUGCAUAAGCCUAGAAAAGCUGAUGUCUUAACAAAAUUAUGUGGUGAAGUGUGUUGGCCAUCUUGGAAAGGAUAAAACUCAAAUUUGCAUAUUAAGUUUGGCACUGCUUGUGUUUGAAUGUUUGUUUAAACAGGUCUAAACCAGGACUAAACAUGGACCUUACUGGUAAUCGAUUUAGAAUUUUGGUACCACUUCAUAAUAAAUAAACCUUAAUUAGUCUUAAUAAAGCAUGAAGAAAGUUUUAAUUAAUAAUGAACCAAACCGAUUUAUAAUUACCAAAGAAACACUGGUACCGUUAAUAAGGGGUACUCCGAAUGUGAGACAAUGCUUAGAGGGUACUCAAGAAGAUGAUGAUUGUGAAACACUGGGAUAGCGUAUUAAGCUUAGACUGUAUAUGUAAAUGAACAUAGCUAACCUGCUAGCCACCCUGUUCUAAAUAGGAAGUGGUCAUGCUGCUUUGCAUGCACUGCUGCUGUUAGACUCGUCAUCUUGAUCUUAAAUGUUCGUAUUAACCCGCUCUACAUGAUCCUAGGGUUUUUAAUUUCACAAUGUUGUCUGUGAUUGAAGAUAUGAACAUUAAUAAUACAAAUAUCAGGCCUUCAUUCCCCAAGGUCGCUCCCGCUAGUAUUAGCAGUAGGUUUGAUUGACAGUGUUGCUAAGCGCCCGCCCCUUGCUAAACCAGCGUUGCGGAUGGAAAGGGGCGUUACCUUCAACAGCCUCGCUCCGGAUUAGCUCUUUGGUUGUUAUGAUACUCUCGGUCGAAAUGCCAAAUAUGAAACUUUGCUCCACAUUGGCCCCUACAACUGCUUGCCUCGAUGAGCUUCAUUUGACUGGAGCUGAACGCUGUGGGUGACGUCACACUUAGUUCACUUCUUUAUACAGUUUAUGAUAUCAAGUCAUUCUUAAUCAGAUGUAUUCAUUAUUUAUUAAAUCUUUGUUCAGGCUUUAUUAAGGCUAAUGGCUAACUGAAUUGUUAACUGAAUUUUUGAAUAGUUUGGUUGUCUGAAAACCCUUAACAUAACCUUACAUAACCUAACCUUCCAUAUUUAAAAACCCGUUUAAGUGAUGGUGCCAAAAUCUGUUAAGAAAUUAUGUUUCUCAUGUACGAGUUUUGUUCCAGUCCAAAUGGUGCAUAGUUUGAAUGUAGCUUAAUAUAACAUCAAGCUGCCAGUUGAGUUUGAACUGUAUUUAAGGAAACAGAGGCUGUUUAUUAGCAUUGAGAAAACUGUAUAAAGAGUUUUUUGUUAUAGAAUUAACCAAGAAACUACGAUAAUAAUCCAGUACCUGAAGUGGUGGUUUUCAGUUAGAUUCAGUUCAAUAUAUAGCACUUUAUCACAAAAACUAAUAGCUCCAUUGGGAAUUGUGUCUAGUUCUGUCUACCCUGGGUUUUAGUUGGUGGCAAUAUGGUGAGAAAGUUCCAGACUGGUAAGUUGGUUGAAAAUGGUAAAAUCUGUCGUAUUCUUUAGUUAAUAUAAUCUUUGGCACUUUCUUAUAUUGUUAAUGUUUGACAUUUUUAAGCCAAUUCUUUCAUUAUUGGUUUACUGGCACUUUGUAUGGGAGACUCGACCAAUCAGAAAAGGCAAAAGUCAAAAUGGCAGCACUUCAGCUACUUUUUACCAAUUAUGUUCAAAAAUUGAUCAACAUUGAGGUGACAGGUUAAAGCCUCAGUAUGUAACAUUUUAGCCAAAAAUCAUCAAAACUUUUUUUUUCUUUGUUUUGGUUGUGUUAACAUGAGAAAAUAAUUCCUUUCUCCAAGCGGGCUUGCAUCUCCACAAACCUGACUCUUACUUGGCCCAACGUGGGCCUUCUCCUGCUUCUUUCCAUGGAAAUGUUGCUUCUUUGGCGAUAUUAUUCCACAGUAUGGCAUCUAUGUCUAUGGAGAAUGUUCCGAGUUAUGGUUUUAACUUUGUUUCCCUGGAAAAUUGCAUACUGUACCUUUUGAAUUAUCAUGAUUUUCUAUAUAACUUGUGACUUUCCAAGAUGGCAGCACACUUGACACAAAUCCGGUAGAGAUGAAUCUGGUAGCGCUGGUAAUAUAGACUUGUAAUAGAUUUGCUUAUAUUGACACUGUGCUUUUCAAAACACUUUCAACUUCAGCACUGGAAGGAUGUCAAACUAAGACCCCCCACCAACACCAAAAAGAAGCCAGCUCCCUCUAGUGGCUGCUCCUACUACUACAACAACACAACAAACUUCUCAAUAUUUUUCUUUCUUUACUCUCUCAGCUUGAAAGAUUUUCGGAAAUAGACUGAAAAAUAAUCCAUAUUGCAUCGGAUGUGCCUUUUAAUUUUGUUUUCUACUUUACAGAAUAAGCAGAUGGUGUCUAAAAUGCUAAAAAUAAAGUUGCCUAUGUCAUGUUCAGAACAAACACACUAUGAAUUGUAUAUUUGUUGUGGAUACCGUGUAUAUAAACCAUGUAUACACUAACUAAAUAAUUUGUAUUUGUAAAGAA